CUACCCCCUCCCAAGCCACCCCAACUUAUUUGCCGCCGGAGUCGGUCGAGCGAGCGAGCCGGUGAGAGGAUGGGAUCGGGGGAGUGGUUAGAGAGGGCGCUUCUGGAGCUACGCGGAAAGAUACAAGGCAUGGAGUUGGACUCCGAUCUCAUCAGCGGCCUCGUCUCCUUCUGCGAGCUCGCGCCACCCCAAGAUGCUGCCGAUUACCUCACAGGUGUUUGUGCAGAUUACCAGAAAUGAGAGGUCAAAGCUUGAUGCUACAUGCAAGCAGUUUAUUUUCUCGGGUUAUGCACAUGAGGAGUUUGGCUGCAGAUUGUAUGAUCAGGUGGAUAGGAACGCCGUCAGAAGUAGAGAUGUGGUCUUUCUAGAGGACCAGACAGGUGGUACCAAGAAUAUUAUAGGCCUAGAAGCUGGUCAGGGUUUGAUUCAGGAAUACUUGCAGAGAAGAGGUUAUGUAGAUUCCUCUGUUAGCAAUCCUGAUGUACAAUCGUCAAAAUUUCAAGCCUACAUGAAGCCACCUGCAGAUGAAGGAAUGAUUGUCGCACCAAAGAAACAAGCAAGAAUGCCAAAAGAGACAACUGCACCAAUAACCCAGGAUACGAAGGGUCAAAAAGAGGCUACUACUGAGUCAAGAAGCAUUCCCAGGGGAAGCCAAGGUAUCCCCAAAAAGAAAAAAGGUGGAAAGAUCAUCUCUCUUGCCGAGGCAGCUAAAGGAUCUGUUGUUUUCCAGCAGGGAAAGCCAUGUUCAUGCCAAGCUCGCCGUCACAAGCUUGUGAGCAACUGUUUGUCUUGUGGUAAAAUAGUAUGUGAACAAGAAGGCGAGGGUCCAUGCAGUUUCUGUGGUGCACUUGUGUUGAGAGAAGACAGUACAUAUGCUGGUCUAAGUGACCUAGCAGUUCCUCUUUCUGAGGCAGAAGCUGCAGCUGAUUUAUAUGCAAAGAGGCUUGUAGAAUAUGAUCGAAACUCUGCUGCACGGACUAAAGUUAUUGAUGACCAGAGUGACUAUUAUGAGAUUGAAGGAAAUAGCUGGCUUUCUGCAGAGGAGAAGGAACUUUUAAAGAAGAAACAAAAGGAAAUUGAAGAAGCUGCUGAAGCUAGGAAAGGAAAAGUGAUUGUUACCUUUGAUUUGGUUGGCCGCAAGGUAGUAGUGAACAAGGAUGAAGCCUCAGAGCUGGAGUCAGAGUACAGGAUAUUAAGACCACCUGAAGAAAGAGACAUAAACCGCAUAAAGCCUAAUCCUACUGUUGUACAGCCCAUGUUUGUUGACACAGGACCUGCUAAAAAACCAGUUAAAGGAAAAGAAAGUAAGAGAUUAGCCAAUGGCUUAUGCCUCGAAAUAAGUGGGAGGGUGCAGCAUGAUGAUGGUGAGCGACGCCAUCUUAUGAAGUAGACGAUCCAGAGUUGUCUUUUGAUUAUAACUGAAGUACCACUAGUCCAGGCAAGGGAUUUAAGUAGUGUAUGUAAACUAAAUACAUUGUUAAACUAGGGCAACAAUCUAGGUCCUUAUUUGCAUUUUUUGCUUUGUAGAGGCCCUAGAUGGUGGAAAAAGAGCAGAGUUUUGACUUUGACAAUGGUUGCAAAAUACUUGAAACCCCAAUACAAAUGCUUUAUAUUUUCUUUAGAAGUACAGACUCUUGUUGACAAAUAAAAGUAGAAGAAAUUUCUCA
Molecule: messenger RNA, 1667 nt
Organism: Phoenix dactylifera (date palm)
Lineage: Eukaryota; Viridiplantae; Streptophyta; Magnoliopsida; Arecales; Arecaceae
Product: transcription regulator/ zinc ion binding protein
Biological process (GO): rescue of stalled cytosolic ribosome; positive regulation of DNA-templated transcription
Cellular component (GO): RQC-trigger complex; nucleus
Molecular function (GO): zinc ion binding
Source: RefSeq, a predicted model, not a curated record